AUGAAGUUUCUUCUUCUUUUAUUUUUAUUUGAUCAUAUUUCUGCUCUCAAUCCAGUACAGUUUCAUGAAUAUUGUAUUAUUGGAGCUGGUCCAGCUGGUUUACAAUUAGGAUAUUUUCUUCAAAAAGCUAAACGAGAUUAUAUUAUUUAUGAAAAAACUUCUCAAGCAGGUUCAUUUUUUAUUGAUUAUCCUCGACAUCGUCGAUUAAUCAGUAUUAAUAAACGUAAUACAGGAGAAAAAAAUCGAAAAUUUAAUUUAAGACAUGAUUGGAAUUCUUUAUUAUCUGAUAAUGAACAAUUAAGAUUUACUCAUCGUUCGAAGCAAUUAUUUCCAUCAGCUGAUCUUAUGGUUGAUUAUUUAAAUGAUUUUCAUCGUUAUUAUCAUCUUCAUAUACAAUUUAAUACUACUAUUCAAAAUUUAAAACCAAUAUCGAAACAAACAACAACUUGUGAUUCAAAAGAUUGUUCAUAUUCAAUGAUUUCUCGUUUUCAAAUGAACGAUCAACAUGAAUUUCCAUAUACUUGUGGAAUUGUUAUUGUCGCAACAGGUCUAAACAUUCCAAAUAUUCCGCCAAUAGCCGGUAUCGAUCUAACUACUGGUUAUGAAAAUCUCUCACUCAAUAUUGAAGAAUUUGAAAAUCAAUCUGUUUUAAUCUUAGGUAGAGGAAAUUCAGCAUUUGAAGUCGCUCAACAUAUUUAUGAUGCAACGAAUUUUAUUCAUAUGAUCUCUCGAUCACGUGUACGUAAUGCUUAUGCAACACAUUAUGUUGGUGAUUUAAGAGCGAUUAAUAAUCAAUUGCUUGAUACAUAUCAACUUAAAUCACUUGAUGCACUUAUUGAAAUUGAUUUAAUGAAUCAUGAAUUAUUACAAAGAUCAAUUGAUGGUCGUAUUCAACUUAAACGUAAACAAUCGGAUAUGAUUACAUCUAUUCAUGAACGACAAGAAACAACAAUAUAUGAUCGAGUUAUUCGAUGUUUAGGAUUUAAAUUUGAUAAUUCAAUUUGGCAUCCAGAUAUUCAAAUGGAAGAAAAUCUUGGUCGAACAAGUAAAUAUCCAAAAAUUCGUUUUGAUUAUCAAUCAUUCAAUCAUGAUCAUUUAUAUUUUGCGGGAACAUUAACACAUUCAAUUGAUUUUCGAAAAUCAUCUGGUGGAUUUAUUCAUGGUUUUCGUUAUACAGUUCAAGCACUUCAUAGAAUGUUUGAAUAUCGUUAUCAUGAACAAAAAUGGCCAUCGAUCAUUUUAUCAUACCAUUCAUUAACAAAUUAUUUAAUUAAAAGAAUGAAUGAAGCUGAUGGUAUCUACCAAAUGUUUGGGCAAUUAGUUGAUGUUAUAUUAAUAGACAGAAUAAAUCAUCAAUGUCGAUAUCUUGAAGAAUAUCCUAUACAAUUACUUCCACAUAUAGAAGAAAUAACUGGUUAUACUUCAAAUAAUCUACUGAUAUUAAAUAUGCAAUAUGGUAUGAAUUAUUCUGGUGCAGGUCGUGAUGUCUUUGCAUUUGAUCGAGUUUCUGCUUCGGUAAAUACAGCUGAUCGAUCAAAUUUUCUUCAUCCUGUUUUAUAUUAUUAUAAUUCAACAUUAAAUGAAACUGAUUUUAAUGAUAUAAAACCUGGUUUUUUACCAAUAACAUCAUCUGUUCGUAUCCAUCAUAUUCUUGAAAAUGUUCUUACAUUAUGGAUGCAAUCUGAUGAACAUAUUUUACCAUUAAGAAUUUACUUAGAAAAUAUUCUUAAUAUUGAUUUACAACAACGAACUAUUGUUUCAUCGGCACGAAGAAAAUUACUUGAAAAAAAAUUAACCAUUCCUAUUUCAUUUUAUGCCUCACUUUGA
This is a messenger RNA of Adineta steineri, 1827 nucleotides long. The record is from the annotation of a GenBank genome assembly. NCBI's taxonomy places the organism in Eukaryota, Metazoa, Rotifera, Eurotatoria, Adinetida, Adinetidae.